Molecule: messenger RNA, 2888 nt
Organism: Elgaria multicarinata webbii
Lineage: Eukaryota; Metazoa; Chordata; Lepidosauria; Squamata; Anguidae
Product: apoptosis-inducing factor 3-like
Exons: 18
Coding region: 1233-2831 (532 amino acids)
Cellular component (GO): cytoplasm
Molecular function (GO): flavin adenine dinucleotide binding; 2 iron, 2 sulfur cluster binding; oxidoreductase activity, acting on NAD(P)H
Source: RefSeq, a predicted model, not a curated record
GGGAGGAAGCCAACCCCUUCCGCUGUACCCUCAACAACGCAGGGGAGGUAUCUGGACAGGCCCUGGAGCCAGGGAAGACUUGGGUGUGCUGCUUUCGUCCUGAGAGGACUUGGGAAAUGCUGGAGCCCUCUGGCCCAAACGAAGGGGAGCACCUUAAACCUACAGCACCCUUGGAAAUAAAAUGGAAAAGCCAGGCUAACAAGCGAGGUCUCAGUGGUUGCUGUGGAUAGAGAGAGAGCGCCUUCCACAGCUUGGGAGCCCCACUGGAGGAAGCCCCACUAGUGAGCAACGGGGCAGAUGGAAACAGCCGGGCCGACUCAUAACAAAAGCGGUGGCAUGGCCAGGCCCGAAGCCCCAGGUCGGGAAGGGCUGCUGACUUGCCAGGGUUUACAAGUAGUGGCAAGUAAAGAUGAACCCCGGAGGUGAGGCGGGUCCUGGAGAGGGAACAGCACCGCAAACUCUUGGCUGAGUUAAUUUCUGCUGUUGGGUGGCUGAUUCAGCUGACGCUCCACUCUAAGGGAUGCCACUUCUGGCAGGACACUGGAGCCCUUUGGAGAGGAAGUUGCACUUGGAGAGGCACCGGGGCGACGUGCAGCUGUGCCAAAAAGUGCUCCCACGGCUGUCCCCAGCUUGCGCGGUGCUCUCAAAGGGCUGGAUUGCAGGUGCCCUCUUUAUUCCUAGGAAGGGCUGCAUUCCACGGCUGACUUCCCCCUGACCUGCCUCACUCUGGGCCAUCUGGCAUAACAGGGACACGGCACCUCCCCCCACUCCAUUGGCUAAGCAGAUUUGGGGAGGAGAUGGGCAAAGGGCUCUGGACAGCAGCGUUUGUGUCUUGCGAAGGGCUCCAAGUCUUUUUAGAAGAGGGAAUUUUCCCAAUUGCAUCUUCUCCUGUCACAGUGCUGAGAAAAGCAUCGACCCCCCUCCAUAGAACAGGCCUAGUUGUUCCAGGGCCUGGGCUGCUGCCCACCCCCUUCUCUCGCCCCUUGGGCUUCAGCCUUGCCAUUUCAAGGCUGAAGCCCAAGGGGACGGACGGACUGGGGCUCUUCUGGCCUUCAGAGACUUAGAGGGAGGCAAAAUGGCCCUGCAGCCGAGGCCCGGCCUUGCUUGUGCUUCGGAGAUGCACUCACUGGGACUCUGGGGCUGCAGAGGGCCUCACUUGAGGGCGGGGUGGAGUAGGACACCCAAGAUCUCCCUCUGACCACCUGGUCUCUUCUGGGCCUCAGCCAGGAAGCAUGGAAGGAGGAGACACUACUGUGACGCAGCAGGUCUGCCAGGAAGAUGAGAUCCGUGAUGGAGAGAUGCGGGAGGUGGAGGUGGCCGGCUACCCACUGCUCCUGUUGCGGGACGGCCUCCAGUUCCAAGCCGUGGGGAGUCACUGCCCGCACGCCGGAGCACCGCUCUGCAAAGGGUAUUUUGCUCGGGGCCGGCUGCGCUGCCCUUGGCAUGGCGCAUGCUUCAGCACCAGGACGGGAGACAUUGAGGAAUACCCCACACUGGACUGCCUGCCAGCGUUCGAGGUGACGGUGGAAGGUGGGCAGGUGUAUGUCACUGCAAAGCUGAAGGACCUGGAAAGCAGCCACCGUGUGGCGCCGAUGAGCAAGCGCUCCCGGCUCAACCGCCAGACAGUGCUUCUCCUGGGGGCAGGCCCAGCGUCACUCACUUGUGCCGAAACCCUUCGCCAGGAGGGCUUCACAGGCCGUGUCAUCAUGGUCACGAUGGAGAAGCACCUGCCCUACGACAAGACCAAGCUGAGCAAGGAGAUGGAUGCUGCGGCAGAGAGCCUGUACCUGCGCCCCCAGUGCUUCUUGGAUGCAGUCAACAUCGAAGUCUGGACACAGAAAGAGGUGGUUUCAGUGAAUCCUGCAGCCAAAACAGUGACCUUCCGUGAUGGAACCCACCAGGCCUACGACCAGCUGCUCAUUGCCACUGGCAGCUGUCCUCAGCAGCUCCAGUGCCCAGGGGCCAGCCUGCAGAACGUGUGCGUCCUGCUCACCCCCGAAGACGCCAACCGGAUCCUGCAGCUGUCGAUUGGCAAGAGGGUGGUGAUUGUAGGGGCCUCCUUCAUCGGCAUGGAGGUGGCCGCCACCCUCUCUGACAAAGCAGCCAGCGUCCACAUGGUGGAAAGGGAAGCCGUGCCAUACCAUUCCUCUCUGGGGGACCAGGUUGGUGGCGUGGCCAUGAAGAUGCUCCAGGCUCAGGGAGUCCAGUUCCACCUGAAGAUGGAGGUGGCUGAGCUGCAAGGAGAUGAACACGGGAAGGUUACACGGGUUGUCCUAGGCACUGGGCACCAGAUCCCGGCAGACGUGGUGGUGGUGGGAAUCGGAGUCGUCCCAAACUCCCGCUUCCUCCAGGGGAGCCCCAUCACGCUGGACCGCAGUGGUGCCAUCCCAGUGGACCUGUUCAUGCGGACCAAGAGCCCCUCUGUCUUCGCUGCUGGGGAUGUGGCGUCCUUUCCUGUGGCGCUGCUCGGGGGAAGGAGUGCCACCAUUUGUCACUGGCAGAUUGCCCAGGCCCACGGUCACGCAGCUGCCUUGAACAUCCUGCUGAAGCAAAAGAAACUGCACACGGUCCCGUUCUUCUGGACAAAGUUGAAAGCAAAGAGCAUCCGAUACGCAGGCUGUGGCACUGGCUACACGGAAACCGUGCUGAAGGGGGAUCUGGACCAGGAGAGGUUCCUCUUCUUUUACGUGAAGGCCGGCAUGGUGACGGCAGUCGCGAGCCUGAACUUUGACCCCAUGGUGUCCAUGGUGGCCGAGAUCCUGGACUCUGGGAGAACCAUCACCAAGCAGGAGGCUGAAGCGAUGGAGGUGAAAGAGCAGCAGAAGGCCUAAGCACCCACCUCCCUGCCGAGGGCACAGUGCUCACCAGAAUCGCAGCUGGGGAGCAAC